CAGCAUCCAGGACCUGACAUAGCUUUAACAGUGAGGUAUAGAUCCAGGCUGAUGCAUCUCCCACGUAUGGAUGCACUGGUCCGCCAAUGAGAGCGAACGCCACACCACGUGGGGAGCCCGGGUUGGAAUCAGCCUGGAAGAACUGAGCGCCCCCAAGUGAUAUCUAAUUUGUGUUCGCCACGUAUAAUGCGUAGGGAUUUCCUUGCACUCGCACGAUGCGCAGUGCCUCAGGCAGCGGGGCGUGUUUGUGCGGGCGGGCAUGGAAGGUGUUCCUCAAUCCAUUUCUUUUGGUUGGUUGUGCUUGGAUCCUCAACAGCUCACGAAAAUUUUUGCAGCAAGUCGAGGAAUUCUGGUACGUACCACGACCUGGCUAGCACUGUGUAGCUCCAACGGCGGUGGCCCCACCAGCAAGGCACGCGAAGGGAAAAAAAAAUGGCCGCCAAGUUUGACAGACGACGGCCGUGCACGUUUUCGGGCGGCUUCCGCCUGCAGCUCCCCACGCAUGGUUGGGCGUCGAGGAGGGAAUAUAUUCAGGACCUUGGCUUGGAUGGACCGGUCCCUGGUGAUGUGCAGGCCUUUGUUGAUUCUGUCCGGGUCGAGUAUGAGGAGUAUCAAGAAUGAAAUUCUGGUUAGGUGGAAACUGGAAAGAGGAUCGGGGAUCCCCGCCCGGUCGGGAUGCAGAUGGCUGGCGGCGUUGCGAUUGGCUGCGGCGGCCCACUCCGGCGAUAAGUUGAUAUCCAAGUUUUCCCCCGUUUGGUCUGGCCUCGUCCGGCCUUAAAUUCCCCUCUCUUCCUGCCACCCGUGCUCUGCUUUAUCUUUUUCUUUUUUUCUUCUUUGCGCCCUUUGGUCUUAGCAGUGAGCGACUUUGG
Molecule: messenger RNA, 869 nt
Organism: Aspergillus sclerotioniger CBS 115572
Lineage: Eukaryota; Fungi; Ascomycota; Eurotiomycetes; Eurotiales; Aspergillaceae
Exons: 1
Coding region: 260-778 (172 amino acids)
Source: RefSeq, a predicted model, not a curated record